AUUGACGUCAAUGUCAACUCAAGUUGAGUGAAAAUAUUACGAGAACGAACACGAAGAAUAAAGAAAAGUAACAAAAUUAAAAUUCAUCUCUUUCCUCGAAUAGUUCGUACCCAUAUCGCUGGAUACAACUAAAUACUAGCUUACCUGGAUUCAAUCAGUUUUCCCAAAUCCCAAGGUGAAAUACGAUCAACAAACUCUAGUAUUGAUUUUGUUUAAAGUAAUUAAUUUUCAGCGGAGAUUGCGUAGUAAAUAGUAUCGUUUGCUGCGUUCAUUAUUAUUGUGAAAUUUACUAAGUUAUAACGUUACUUGUUUCAAUAUUCUCAUUAGCCAUGUCAACACCAGCCGGUGGAACGUAUAAUUUCAAAGUGGUCUUGUUAGGAGAAGGAUGUGUCGGCAAAACAUCCCUCCUACUGCGUUACAUUGAAGAUAAAUUCAAUGAAAAACAUCUGAGCACUCUCCAAGCCACAUUUCUGAACAAGAAGCUAAACUUUGAUGGAAAGCGAAUCAACUUAGCAAUUUGGGACACAGCUGGACAAGAGAAGUUCCAUGCCCUCGGGCCCAUCUACUACAGAAACUCCAACGGUGCCAUUCUUGUGUAUGACAUCACUGAUGAAGAUUCUUUUGUAAAGGUUAAGAAUUGGGUAAAGGAGUUAAAAAAAAUGCUUGGGUCAGACAUCUGCCUCAUGAUUGCUGGGAACAAAAUAGAUUUAGAACAUGAAAGGACAGUCCCACUGGAAGAAGCAGAGAACUAUGCAAAGAUGGUUGGCGCCAAGCAUGUCUACUCGUCAGCGAAACUGAACCAGGGAGUAGAGGAUCUAUUUCUGGAGCUGACCAGGGAAAUGAUGGAGAAGUAUGAUGAUAACUCACAGAAAGAUGUAAACAGGACUUCCCGCGUCCUGGUUGUUGAUGACGAAGCUACUACACCUUCUUCAUGUUGUUCAGGCUUCAGGAGUAAUUAAAUAUUUCCUAUUUUUCUAACUGAAUUCAUCCGGCUCCUACGUAGCAUCGAAACUCAGUGCUUGUUUGUUGUCAUGCUUAAUAUUUGUCUGUACCUACCUGUUGCAGUUUUAAACAAGUCAUAAAUCAGUUUUAGCAAAUGAAAUAUUAGAGAGCAUUAAUGAGUGUUAUAGUUUAUUUACAAUAGUAGCAAAUUAAUUGUUAAAAUUAUUUUCUAUAUGUUUUAAGUGAUGAUUGUGAUACCUGCUUUUUCGGUGUUGUGAACUCAUAAAUUUAUUGAUGUUAGGGAAACCAGACCCAUGCAUUUGCGAAAGGUAUUGUCUGAUGUUCGUAUUAUAAAUGUGCAUUCUUUAAUUUGUUACAGUUUCCAGAACUUACAUUAUGAUUGAUGUUAACAUUACAAUACAUGUUCUCAUUUGUUAUUCAUUUUGCAUUUACAGGAGUGAAGGGUAUGUUAAUGAGUAUCAGUAUAAAAUUAUCUCAUGCAGUAAUAUUUGAAAUACUUACCUAAAUA
Messenger RNA from Plutella xylostella (diamondback moth), 1471 nucleotides. RefSeq names its product ras-related protein Rab-21. Gene Ontology annotation, biological process: Rab protein signal transduction. Gene Ontology annotation, molecular function: GTP binding; GTPase activity. The record is from RefSeq and is a predicted model, not a curated record. NCBI's taxonomy places the organism in Eukaryota, Metazoa, Arthropoda, Insecta, Lepidoptera, Plutellidae.